AUGGCCGAAGUACUCACUGGCAUUGCCGUCGCAACCGAGUCCCUCACCCUCUGCAUCAAGGCCAUCGUUGUCCUCAAAAGAUUCUAUGUGACGGUCAAAGAAGCAAGGGAGGAUCUCAACAAGAUCCUGAACCUGGUCGGACGAACAAGAAACCGCAUCGAACUCAUGAAGAUGACGCUCAUCGAGCUUCGAAAAUCGACUGACCCCGGUAUUGCUGCAGGCUUCAUCACCGCCUGUGAUGGGCUCAACCGAACUCUGGAAGAUCUGGUCCAAGAGGCAUCAACCAUUGCCAACGGUCAAUCUCGGUUUGGUAUUGCCAGACGGUUGAGAUGGUCAAUGAGCCACUCAAAGGUUGAGGAACUCGUUCGCAAACUGGCGGAACAGGAGAAGGAGGUUACCAACUCGUACAUGAUGCUCAACUCGUUAACCUCACUUCGAACCCAACAGGAGCUGCAGAAGCUCACCAGGUCAUCUGACGAACGUUCUGAGAUCACAGUUGCAUUUUGCCAGGAAUCGGAGGAGCGCUUCUCCGAUGUCUCUACAUUACGGAACAGCUCAGAAGAGCCCGCAACUAGGGUCCGGACCUGGCUUGGGCAUACCAUAACCGAUCACCACUCUCCGGAGUAUCUCCAGAUGCGAGACAAAUUAUCCGAAGCCGUGUACUGGGGUGACUGGGAAGUUGUCUUCAAUAAGUUCGAGGAAGGGUUUCAAACUUUUGGCGAACUCUGGGGGAAUGCGCCGCGAAUGAAAGAGCGAUCGCAGUAUCACAACCUCUCAAUGUGGACUCCUCUUCACCAGGCAGUCUACCACCAUGCGCCAGUCCAUGUCGUUGAGCGCUUGCUAGAGUAUGGAGCUUUCAAAACACUCCGAACAAGAAGCUCCGAGUUCAGUUUUCCCAACUUGACUCCGCUCGAGCUUGCUCACGAGAUGGAAGUCUUCCACCUCUACGACAUUCUCAGCCCAGUGGUAAAGCGACCUUUGCCUCCAGACACGCUGCAGAGAAUCGAGUACAACUUCCAUCGCCUGAUUCGCAGCGAGGUAGGACUGCGUGUUGACGCAGAAAAGCUCUAUCUCCCUGUCCUCGAAGCCCUCACGGAGCUCGAUGGAGAAACUGUGUGGUUCCCUAUCAAGUUUGGCUAUCCCGGUGCUGGCUACCUCUUCCAACUGUUGGGAAGAGAGCUUCAGGUCAAAUCCGUGAACAUCCAGGGCAAGGCUUCGGAGGUCCUUUAUCGCGUGAUGGAAGACGACAUUUAUGAGACUGACCAGAUUUUCAACUAUGCCGGUGACCUCAAACAGGAGAAAGACAUGAUUGUCGAAGAAGAUACCGCAGAAGCCUGGCCCUUCAAACUGGACGUUUGA
Molecule: messenger RNA, 1359 nt
Organism: Sordaria macrospora k-hell
Lineage: Eukaryota; Fungi; Ascomycota; Sordariomycetes; Sordariales; Sordariaceae
Source: RefSeq, a predicted model, not a curated record